Messenger RNA from Pan troglodytes (chimpanzee), 2600 nucleotides. RefSeq names its product TARBP2 subunit of RISC loading complex (gene TARBP2). Gene Ontology annotation, biological process: regulation of viral transcription; regulation of miRNA processing; siRNA processing. The record is from RefSeq and is a predicted model, not a curated record. The transcript has 9 exons. NCBI's taxonomy places the organism in Eukaryota, Metazoa, Chordata, Mammalia, Primates, Hominidae. The coding region runs from base 1217 to 2317 and encodes 366 amino acids. Gene Ontology annotation, molecular function: pre-miRNA binding; siRNA binding; double-stranded RNA binding. Gene Ontology annotation, cellular component: cytoplasm; nucleus; RISC complex.
GUCUCUCCCUUUCUCUCUCCAAGGUCACAAGAUUUCCCUCAGCCCAGUGGUUGUGCAACUUUGGGGGAGGAGGCAAUGGGGCUCUAGGACUAAACAAUGCGCGUCUGCUCAACACCCAGAUCAGUUGAUUAAUCUUAGGCGGCCAAAAUUCACUUUUGCUCUCUUCAGCUGAGAGACCCAAGACUCAUGGAAGAGGGAACAAGACCACCAGGUGCCUAGUCCUUCUAAUCCUGUCGUCCCACAUUACAGCCUGAUUAUCAGGCCCCAGAGGUUUCCUCGCCAGUUAAAGAGAGGUUCACUAGAGCGGUUCUAAAAAGGUUUCACAAAAGAAGCAACACCUGAAGGGAGGUGAAGGACGACCUAGGAAAAGGAAGCAAGUUCUGUGUCACGGAGGCCCAAGGGCAAGGGGCUUAGGCUGUGGGUUGAGGGGACUGUCUGAGACGGACUUAAACCUGCACCAGCUCCAGAGCCCUGCGGAAACAGAGAUCGGUCCCCUCCGGCGUCUAGGUAAGGCCCACCCUCCCAGACCGCAAAGAGCCAGGAUCCGACGGCAGCCUCUCCGGACCAAUCACAACCUUCCUUCAUCAAGGAGGCGGGGUCGGGGGGGGCUGACUUUUCCUUGUCUCCGCCCCUUUAGUCGAAGUAACCAAUCUCAGUGCACCUAGGGGAAGUAAUCGCAAUGGGAGUAACCAAUGACGCCAUGAAGCUUCUCGUGCGUGCUUGACCCUGCCUCUCCAGCUGCGACAAAGAUGGCGCGCGGGCUCUUGGGUUCUGUAGUUUUCUCGCGAUCCAAAAGGCUCCGUGCCCAAGUGAGUCCUUACCGCCUCCCUACCCAGCGGCUUCCCCUCCGCUAGUACGCAUGUCCACAGCCUCACGGACCGGGAGAGAGGGGGCGCAGAAGGAAGGAGGCGGGACGGUAUUACAAACAAAAAAAUACGGCCUUCUCGAGAAGCGACGGCGGAGGGCCCGCUCCUCCCAGAAGGCGGUGCAGCCUGCCCGGGCGAGCCACGCACGCAGAGGGUUGUGGGGCGGAUAGCUCCUCUCCAGAUGGAGGCUCAUGAAGUAGGGUGGGCGGGGGACUCCAUAUCCCAGCGUGCCCCGCGGCGGGCCCUACCGGCCGCGACUCCGGGCUUGGCCCCGGCCCUAGCUCGUCGGCUGUGUAUUGGGGCGCGUGGAGGCUGCAGUCACGGUGGCGCCCGCGGGGACGGAGGAGGGAAUGAGUGAAGAGGAGCAAGGCUCCGGCACUACCACGGGCUGCGGGCUGCCUAGUAUAGAGCAAAUGCUGGCCGCCAACCCAGGCAAGACCCCGAUCAGCCUUCUGCAGGAGUAUGGGACCAGAAUAGGGAAGACGCCUGUGUACGACCUUCUCAAAGCCGAGGGCCAAGCCCACCAGCCUAAUUUCACCUUCCGGGUCACCGUUGGCGACACCAGCUGCACUGGUCAGGGCCCCAGCAAGAAGGCAGCCAAGCACAAGGCAGCUGAGGUGGCCCUCAAACACCUCAAAGGGGGGAGCAUGCUGGAGCCGGCCCUGGAGGACAGCAGUUCUUUUUCUCCCCUAGACUCUUCACUGCCUGAGGACAUUCCGGUUUUUACUGCUGCAGCAGCUGCUACCCCAGUUCCAUCUGUAGUCCUAACCAGGAGCCCCCCCAUGGAACUGCAGCCCCCUGUCUCCCCUCAGCAGUCUGAGUGCAACCCCGUUGGUGCUCUGCAGGAGCUGGUGGUGCAGAAAGGCUGGCGGUUGCCGGAGUACACAGUGACCCAGGAGUCUGGGCCAGCCCACCGCAAAGAAUUCACCAUGACCUGUCGAGUGGAGCGUUUCAUUGAGAUUGGGAGUGGCACUUCCAAAAAAUUGGCAAAGCGGAAUGCGGCGGCCAAAAUGCUGCUUCGAGUGCACACGGUGCCUCUGGAUGCCCGGGAUGGCAAUGAGGUGGAGCCUGAUGAUGACCACUUCUCCAUUGGUGUGGGCUCCCGCCUGGAUGGUCUUCGAAACCGGGGCCCAGGUUGCACCUGGGAUUCUCUACGAAAUUCAGUAGGAGAGAAGAUCCUGUCCCUCCGCAGUUGCUCCCUGGGCUCCCUGGGUGCCCUGGGCCCUGCCUGCUGCCGUGUCCUCAGUGAGCUCUCUGAGGAGCAGGCCUUUCACGUCAGCUACCUGGAUAUUGAGGAGCUGAGCCUGAGUGGACUCUGCCAGUGCCUGGUGGAACUGUCCACCCAGCCGGCCACUGUGUGUCAUGGCUCUGCAACCACCAGGGAGGCAGCCCGUGGUGAGGCUGCCCGCCGUGCCCUGCAGUACCUCAAGAUCAUGGCAGGCAGCAAGUGAAGCCCCAGCUGGACUCAUGGAUGUGCACCCUUUGCUCCCUGCUCUUUCUGCCUCUGGGCUCAUGUAUCUGCGCAGCUCUGGUACCCUCUGUGGGUGCCAUCUCUACCUCUGACACAGACUGCCUGCCUUGAAGCUGAGAAGGCACAGGGCAAGGAGCCAAGGACCACAGAGCCUCAGCCAGCCCAGGAUCCGUCCUCAUUUUAUUGGUGAUGAUGAAUGGGAAUGAAAUCGGGGGGCUGUCUACUAGAGCCUGGAAUAAAUAUGCUGCUUUGUGGAUUUGUAA